AUGAAGAGCCUGCAGCAUAUCGAGAGUUUAAGCGCGGCCUUUGAGGCCACCCAUCAACUAAUCAUCUGCACCGAGGGAUAUGCCAAGAAGAUCGCCGUCAGUUACCCAGUUACGCCGUCCUCAGCCUCUGUACCAACCGCCGUGUCGACGGCUGCCGACGCACGUGUCCAUAUGCCACAACUGCCAGUGCCCAAGUUUAGCGGAAACUCCGUAGACUGGCCUGGAUAUUAUGACGCCUUCACUCGGUUAAUUCAUCAAAAUGAGCGGCUGGGCAAUAUUCAACGGUUUCAUUUUCUCAAGGAAUCUCUGCCAGCUGGUCGAGAUUGCGAAAGUCGUCAAUUUCCUUUAACGGCCGCUAACUAUACGGUGGCAUGGGACACACUAAUUCAGUGUGCAGCCGCCUGUAACACCCUCAACGCGUCGCUGCAGGAUGGGGAUCACUGGCACGCCCAAUAUUUGACUACAAAAUUACCGAAAGAAACGCACUCCGCCUGGGAACAUCAUCUCGGGAGUCAAACACCAACAAAUCUGGAUCACCCCUCCCAUGCAACGCGACAGAAUAUCCUGUUGGCUACCGCACGGAUUAUUGUCUGCCACCCCCAGAGCGGUGCUCAAGCAUCAAUAAAUGCCCUCAUCGAUCAGCUACAAUAA
Drosophila biarmipes is the source of this 651-nucleotide messenger RNA. RefSeq lists its product as uncharacterized. The record is from RefSeq and is a predicted model, not a curated record. The transcript has 2 exons. The coding region runs from base 1 to 651 and encodes 216 amino acids. Lineage: Eukaryota; Metazoa; Arthropoda; Insecta; Diptera; Drosophilidae.